This is a messenger RNA of Glycine soja, 1100 nucleotides long. Its product is annotated as transcription initiation factor TFIID subunit 13-like. NCBI's taxonomy places the organism in Eukaryota, Viridiplantae, Streptophyta, Magnoliopsida, Fabales, Fabaceae. Gene Ontology annotation, biological process: transcription by RNA polymerase II. Bases 381 to 779 code for a protein of 132 amino acids. The record is from RefSeq and is a predicted model, not a curated record. Gene Ontology annotation, molecular function: protein heterodimerization activity. The transcript is spliced from 8 exons.
CCCUGACAUCAUAUAUAAUUGUUAGAAGCAAAAUAAUAUCAUUUUACAAUCUUGCGCGGUUCGCCACUCAGAGACUCAACAAAUUGCUUCGCCUUUGGCUCUAAAGUGACUAGCAAAUCACGUGUCCUCAUUCUCGUCGAGAGUAUGUUUUCUCUCUCUGUUCAGACUUCAGAGUACGCUUCCUCUCUCACGGUGGGUUUCAUUAUGCCAUACCACUGAAGAACGAAGUUUAUCUCUCUCUUGUGACUUGUGAGCAAUUCAAAUUGCGGAGAACAGAACCUACACACUGCAUUGGAAGAUACAAGAAUAUCAUCAGUUUCUCCUAUUCAUUAACUCCAGUUACUCACUGAAGAUAACAUUGGAAGCAUUGGGCAAUAAAAAUGAGCAAUUCCUCUGCUGGAACCUCAUCAAAACCAAGAACAGCUUCCUCACAACCAUCAGAAACUUCGUCCAAGCGCAAAAGAGGAGUUUUCCAAAAAGAAUUGCAGCACAUGAUGUAUGGCUUUGGAGAUGAUCCUAAUCCACUUCCUGAAAGUGUGGCUCUUAUGGAGGACAUUGUUGUGGAGUAUGUCACAGAACUGGUACAUAAAGCCCAAGAUAUUGGAUCUCAGAGGGGGAAGCUAUCAGUUGAGGAUUUCCUCUAUUUGAUUCGCAAGAGGUUAAUUUUCUGGUUCGUCAAAGGCUUAAACAUGCAUUGGCAGAAAACCUUCCUGCAUGAAAGUUACGCCAUCAUUUUUCAUUUAGGUGAGCAAAUGUACCAUGAUACUAUAAGAAACUAGUGAAGACUGUUUUGUUCUAAAAUGAAGAAAAAAUUGAACUCACUUCUUUGGUGGUUGGUAUUGACGAUUGAUUAUGCAACAACCUUCUUGACGAUCUUAUUCCGGAGAGACAGCAGUUAAGAAAUUUGAAAUUGGCACACAAGCCUAGACGCCGUUCACACAACAAAAAAAACCUGGAAUGUUGCAGCCUUCAUAGAGAAGAUUAUGAGCUAACAUACCAUUAGUCAUAAGUUAAUAUGCUCUAUAUUAUAAACAGCAGAAUUACACUACAAUCAUAUUUGUUUUCCGUUUCAUGAUAAUCUUUUGUUGUUUGUCUAAGAU